AUGUCGUUCUUUCGUAGAAUGGUGGGCCUCACCACCCAAAGACCGCAUUCACUCCCAACAACAAGGAAACUCAUCCCAUCACAACAAACCUCGAGAAUACUCUUCGGCAUCAGCAAAAGAAGAAUUCACGCGCGAGCAACCGAGUAUCUCCAGAACCACAACCCUGACUUCACCGAAUCUCAACGCACCGUCCGCGAGGCCAUCGCCAGGAUCUGCUCCAGCUUUCCGGACGAGUACUGGGCCCAGCUAGACGAGAAGAAACAGUUCCCCUUCGAACUGCACCAGAAACUUGCGCAAGAUGGCUGGCUGGGUAUCUGCAUGCCACACGAAUAUGGAGGCUCCGAACUAGGCAUCGCCGAGGCGGCCGUGAUGAUGCAGACGAUCGCCGAGUCCGGCGGCGGGAUGGGGGCUGCUUCCUCGGUCCAUAUCAACAUCUUUGGUCUGGAGCCGGUGGUCAAAUUUGGCACAGACGAGCAGAAGAAGAGGUGGCUUGUGCCCAUGAUCGCUGGCAGGGAGAGGGCCUGUUUUGCUGUGACGGAGCCGAACACGGGACUGGAGACGUUGAAGCUGCAGUCGGUUGCGAGACGGGAGGGGGAUGAGUAUAUCCUUUCCGGCCAGAAGAUCUGGAUUUCGACGGCGCAGCAUGCGCAGAAGGUGUUGAUUCUCGUCCGGACCACCCCGCUGGAGAAAGUGAGCAACCCGUCUCAAGGUCUCUCCCUCUUCUACACGGAUCUCAACAGGAAGUCUGUGGAGAUCACUGAGAUCCCCAAAAUGGGCCGCGGGGCCGUGGAUAGCAACAGCCUGUUCUUCGACAACUGGCGCGUGCCAGUGGCUGACCGUAUAGGAGCCGAGAAUGAGGGCUUCAAGAUGAUCAUGCUCGGAAUGAACGCUGAGCGCAUAUUGAUUGGAGCAGAAGCACUGGGACUUGGGUUUGCGGCGCUGAGGCGGGCAGCGCUGUAUGCUGGUGAACGACAGGUCUUUGGUCGUCCCAUUGGCCAAAAUCAGGGAAUCCAGCACCCGCUUGCAGAUAGCUGGAUGAAUCUCGAAGCGGCGCGGCUGGUUAUUUAUCAGGCCGCAAAGAUGUAUGAUGCAGGGUAUGUCGACGGGGAGUAUGCCAAUGCAGGUAAAUACCUGGCGGCAGAAGCGGCGUUUGAGGCAUGCGAGCGAGCAGUUCUGACGCACGGAGGCAUGGGAUAUGCCAAAGAGUAUCAUGUAGAAAGAUAUCUGCGAGAAGUGUGGGUUCCUCGCAUUGCUCCUGUCAGUCGCGAAAUGAUCCUGAAUUACAUCGGACAGCGCGUGUUGGGUUUGCCCAAGUCGUACUAG
Aspergillus thermomutatus is the source of this 1323-nucleotide messenger RNA. RefSeq names its product acyl-CoA dehydrogenase family protein. NCBI's taxonomy places the organism in Eukaryota, Fungi, Ascomycota, Eurotiomycetes, Eurotiales, Aspergillaceae. Gene Ontology annotation, molecular function: flavin adenine dinucleotide binding; acyl-CoA dehydrogenase activity. The record is from RefSeq and is a predicted model, not a curated record. The transcript has a single exon. The coding region runs from base 1 to 1323 and encodes 440 amino acids.